This is a messenger RNA of Schizosaccharomyces japonicus yFS275, 2013 nucleotides long. RefSeq names its product gamma tubulin complex subunit Mod21. The transcript is spliced from 2 exons. Bases 1 to 2013 code for a protein of 670 amino acids. The record is from RefSeq and is a predicted model, not a curated record. NCBI's taxonomy places the organism in Eukaryota, Fungi, Ascomycota, Schizosaccharomycetes, Schizosaccharomycetales, Schizosaccharomycetaceae.
AUGAGUGAAGUUGAUCUUAUUCUUGAACAAUUGGUUUCCCUAGUUUUUUCAAAUGAAUCUUCGCUGAAACAGAAGGAACGUUACUUAUUGUACAAAAAGUAUGUUAAAAAUACAAAUGCUCCAUCAAUAACAUAUAAUCAAGUAAUAUCUUCUGUAGAAGGAAUUGCUGAAAAGCAGAGUAUUUUAGGAAGGGAGGAUGUUGCUAAUUGUCUUCAUGCGCGUUUGGCUGAGCUCGAUCAAGUGUCUUCAAACUGGAGAGUGAAGUUAGGUAUAGCUAAUGUGUUGCACUUGCUGCUGACUUUAAGCGCACAUCCUAGAGAUGUUGUUUGGCCAAAGGAAGAACAAGAAGAAGACAUAUCUGACGAGCUUGCUAGUGAGAAACUCAUAAACCAGGAUGACACUUAUCUCUCCGCUCCAUUUGAAGGGGAACAUUGGGAUAUUCCUAAUUGGGAAUCCUCUGAUUCAGAUACAUCCGUCACAUUUUAUGAGGAAACACCGCCAGUUAUUCCCGAUAAUGAGAAUAUUCAAGACCCUCAGUAUUAUCCACACGCCAAAGUCUCGGAACACACGGAGGAUUAUGCUUACCAACAAUACGAAGACCCAGUAAGUCAUGCCUCUGAGACAUUACUACAGAGGAUCCUAGAGAAAGAAAGUAGCGGUACGCCUCAAUUACUGCAGCUUUCUCAACAGUCUAUGCUCUACGAAAUUAUAUAUAUGUUAAUGGGCUACCAAGGCCACAUUUUUACUUGCGUGGAGGGCGUUUUCCGUCCUGCGCCCUUCGAUUACUUUCAAAUUCAAGGUUUGUCAACUAGUAUGCAGGAACAUAUAUUGUCCAAUUUUUGCAACUGGGGCCGAGAACUGCACAUUCUUAAUCGUGUCGCAAGCACUAAACAUUGCCGAUUCCUGCCGUCGUCCCCUUCAGACAUUGAGCGUCUUCCGCCUUUUAUAUUCCAAAUCAUGACUGUCUGGAUGAAUGAAACCGUUCAGAACGAAUUACUACGCAUGGAGUUGCUGGUGAGGAAACAUGCGUACAAUAUUUUAAAAUUGGAGCAUGAUGUUACUGACCUCAUUGUCUUCGUCGAACUUCUCACAAAGCGUCUCAUCAGCGGGUGCACUUCUGUUGACGAGUUUCUUCAUUGUAUAUUCAACAUACAUAUCGGAAGGAGGAGCAAUUCUCUUCACUUCGGAGAGUUCUUUUCUAAAUUAUAUUAUGAAACUCUAUCGACAUUUCUCAACAUAUCGAAGAUAGACGCUGGAUACGCUCUUCCAACGCCACUGCUUUACAUUAUCAAAACUUCGCAAAGAGUCAACAGGCAAGCAGCAAAAUCUUUGUUAAAGCAAACGUCUGAGAAAUAUUUUGCAGAAUCUUGUUCUGAAAGUCAGGCGCCUUCCUUUCUGGUCUUUGUUUUACGUUAUCAACAAGCGUUAUAUGAGUUAACGACCAUUCAAGAAACAGAAAAGCAAUCAGAUCUGACAGUGCAAGAUACCUCACAACUUAGUGCAGGUAGUUUCUCCUUGGAACUGUCAGAUACCCUACAAUCUUACACACUCAGAUUUAAAGAGGCGUAUCUCGCCUUGAACCAGAAAAAAGCAAACAAAUAUGUGUACGGCCAUCUGGUGUUUAUGAAAACGGUUUAUGACUUUUUAUUGUUGCUCUCAUGGGAAUGUUCGAGCGGAGGAGUUUCUAUAUUUCUGAAAGACAUCCUUACAAAACGAGUCUUGGACUUAUUUAAUGCUGCUCUCAGUUGUGUGCAUACUGAUUCGCUAGCAGACGUCCUGAAAACCAGCGUUUCGAAUGCUAAUGACAAUGACCGCGCUGUUCCGACUUCGGAAGACUGCAAUUCACCGUGCAUCAUGACAUACCUUGCACACAUUCUCAUUCAUCCUAGUCAACCCAUAGCCCUCGAAGCCUUCCACUACAGGUCUACGCUUUCAAAGGGGAUUAUGAACACCAUGCCUUUACGUUCGUAUGCAGUGAAUAUGUGCAUAGAUGAAUUCAAUUCAUUCAGCUAA